Paramuricea clavata is the source of this 212-nucleotide messenger RNA. Lineage: Eukaryota; Metazoa; Cnidaria; Anthozoa; Malacalcyonacea; Plexauridae. The record is from the annotation of a GenBank genome assembly.
AGAAAUUCCGCUACUAUGCAUACGGUCAGCAUGUUACAGUUGAGACAGAUCACAAACCUUUGGAGGCUAUCUUCAAGAAACGCCUAUCCAGUGCACCACCACGUAUUGCCAGGAUGAUGCUACGUAUCCAGAAAUAUGACGUAGAGAUCAAGUACGUUCCAGGGAAAGAAAUGCAAUUGGCCGCCGACGCACUGUCACGGUUAAAUCCAUGA